This is a messenger RNA of Fukomys damarensis (Damara mole-rat), 855 nucleotides long. RefSeq names its product NK3 homeobox 2 (gene Nkx3-2). Gene Ontology annotation, cellular component: nucleus. The record is from RefSeq and is a predicted model, not a curated record. Gene Ontology annotation, molecular function: RNA polymerase II cis-regulatory region sequence-specific DNA binding; DNA-binding transcription factor activity, RNA polymerase II-specific. The transcript has 3 exons. NCBI's taxonomy places the organism in Eukaryota, Metazoa, Chordata, Mammalia, Rodentia, Bathyergidae. The coding region runs from base 1 to 855 and encodes 284 amino acids. Gene Ontology annotation, biological process: cell differentiation; regulation of transcription by RNA polymerase II.
AUGCUCGGCCCACAGUCACGCCACGGAGGGGGACUGCGGCCGGGAGCCCAGGGAGCCAAGCCUCCCGCUGGCACUGGCCCCGCAGUGGGGUGGCCGACCUUCAAAGGAAGAGGCCUAGGCACAGGAGGCGAGAGGACCCGAGGACCUCCCUGCCGCUGCGCAGGGAGCACAGUGAAUUUCCGCCUCAGUGUGCCGGGGACCCGUACCGUAGAAAGCCAGCCUCUACCCUGCGCGUCUGACGAUGCCUUGUUUUUGUUCCCGCGGGGGUCCGAGGAGGAGGAGGAGCCGGCGGCGCCCAAGCCGCGCAAGAAGCGCUCGAGGGCCGCCUUCUCCCACGCCCAGGUCUUCGAGCUGGAGCGCCGUUUCAACCACCAACGCUACCUGUCCGGGCCGGAGCGCGCCGACCUGGCGGCCUCGCUGAAGCUCACCGAGACGCAGGUGAAGAUCUGGUUCCAAAACCGUCGCUACAAGACCAAACGCCGGCAGAUGGCCGCAGACCUGCUGGCGUCGGCGCCCGCGGCCAAGAAAGUGGCGGUGAAGGUGCUGGUGCGGGACGACCAGAGACAGUACCUGCCCGGCGAGGUGCUGAGGCCGCCCUCGCUCCUGCAGCUGCAGCCGUCCUACUACUACCCGUACUACUGCCUCCCGGGCUGGAGUCUUUCCACAGCGUCCGCCGCACCCCGCACCCAGCCCUCUGUUUCCACCGCACCUCGCCUCCUGCGCCCUGGCCUGGGACCCACACACACACCUGUUCCGAGACAGGUGACCCCGCCUGUCCUGUCAACCUCGCCGCUUUUCGCCUCCUUAGGGGCACUGUGCACUCAACUAGAGUAUUAUCUUUUAAAAGAUUUGUGA